Molecule: messenger RNA, 2490 nt
Organism: Chaetomium fimeti
Lineage: Eukaryota; Fungi; Ascomycota; Sordariomycetes; Sordariales; Chaetomiaceae
Exons: 4
Coding region: 307-2490 (727 amino acids)
Source: RefSeq, a predicted model, not a curated record
AAGCCUCGUAUCUUCCUUUGUCGCGCCGCUGACGGAUACGGAGAGUGGCUAUACACUCGGAUCGACGAAUCCAGCCGCCACCAUUGUGACCACUCGCAUCCCACAACCGCUCCGAGUGAUUCGUCAAACUGGGAAUGUCCGAAUCCUACGCCACAGCACCGCCGACAAGGCCAACCGACAGUCUGACCCCACCUCACCCCCUUCAAUUUCGUACAAUUGACGAGCAGGCCAUUUAUUGAGCAUUCCCACUGCCCCUGAAAGACUCCAUGCAAACACCAUGGACUCAUAGUCAUCUUGCAAUACAUUAUGUCGACCCCUGGUAGUGCGUCCCUUACCACUCCGCCGGCAUAUGUCGAGCCUGGCAGCGAUGCCAACCUCUCCUCUGUGUUUGAGAAUCUCUAUUUAACCAAUAGUCCUUCGGAUACAUCACCCGAAACAUGCCUCGUCCACCUCAAGCUGCUCUUCGCAAUCCAGGCGAUGAAAGAAGAUGUGGGAUACACGGAUGGCCUCUGGGGUCUGUGGGAUAGCCGUGCCGGGCCCCUCGAGCAGUCAGUGCAGAGCGUGGCGGAGAAAAUGCAGGACGACCAGCUCCGGAUCCUCAGCCAGCUUCGUGAGAAGCGAUGGGCUUUAUUUGUCGCAAGAGCGGUCGAGAGAUAUAAGGCGUGGUGGAGACUGUUUGGCGGAAGGCAACUUCGUGAGGAGGACAUGAUGGCAAAUAAUUCGCCCGCCUACGUUGAGUUCCCAGGCGUCGUUGGGUAUGAGACAGUAGAAUGGAAAGAGGAAAUGCUGCCGCCACUUGAUGUCUUGAUGGUCUGGCACACACACAUGCUCAAUCCCCGUGCUUUUCUCGAGGACUGCAUGCUGUCCGGCAAACGCGGAUUCUGGUCAACCGGCAUGCCAUGGCGCCUCAUCAAUACCGCCAUCACCAACUCCUUUACCUACAACGUUACCGCCGCCUGCAAGGCGUCUUGGACUGCCCUUACCCAUCUGGAGUGGUCAAACGCCGACGACCCCCUGACCAUUACCCUCCCCUGUCCCCGAUGCACAACCAACCUCCAGAUCCCCUGGACGACCUGUUCCCGCCCAUCCACCCACCCCUUCGACGGCAUUCCCGACCUCGUCGGAACCGGCUACGGUGACGGAAACCUGGAACACCAAUGUUCAUCUUGUCAAAUCACUGUUAACAAACCUCUCCUAUGCGUGUCUAAAUUCACCAACGACGUCAACAGCCUUAUCAAUCCCGCAACCAACCGUCCCCUCCCAGGAACACUCCUCAGCUUCCGCGAUGGAAAGCCCGUGCCAUCCCCCAUGUCAUCAUGGUUCGCCAAACAAGAAGCCGCGUUUCCCAACCGGCUCCUCAAGAAACGCAACGACAACCCCAAGAUGCAAGUCACCGGACUGCUAUGGAGCGAUGCGCAGCCUACCAUGCACGACGUGCGGGCCAGGAUCGAGAAGAUGGUCCGACGGAGCGGCUCGGGGGCCGGCUCGGGGGUCUACAUCCGCAAGAUGAUGGCGCGGUACUGGGACAACCACAGCCCGUUCGCGCUGGACCUAUGCUCGGCCGUGAUGCGGCAGGGGGUCUUUGCCGAGAAGAUGCACAAGAUCGACUGGCUGCAUAGCCCGGCCGCGAGGGCGACCAUGGAGCGGCUGGUGAAGAAAUACGAUCGCUUCUUUAGUAUCAUGGCGAAAUUCCCCCUUAAUGUUGCGGUGCCGACGCUGGAUGUGGAUCUGGCGUGGCAUACGAACCAGCUCAGCCCGCUGGCAUAUUACCAGUUUUCGGUGGCCAGGACGCAGAAGUUUAUUGACCAUGACGAUAAGAUCGACGAGGAUGCGCUGAGCGGGCACUUUGAGUGGACGAGUAGGGCAUAUCAGGACAUGUACGGCAAGGUGUACAGCGAGUGCACAUGCUGGUAUUGCGAGGCGGUGCGGACGGCGGUGGUUAAUCCGAUAGGCAGGCUGCUGGGUAUGUCGACGCAGGACCAAGUUGCAGAGACUUUCCAUGCCUCCGGACAAGCCCGAUUGCACCCCCCUGAUAACUCGGCCCACAUCUCGUCACACAAUGCGGUCAAGAUAAUCCCGGACCCGACCGUUGCCAAACCACGCAGGGAGCUCGUGGACCGUAGGCUAGCCACGCGCCAUCACAGGCGGAUCGAUGAUGCCUACGAGAAGGCGCAGAAGCGCGCAGCGUCCAAGGGGAGGACGAUACCGCCCAAGGGUGAGUAUUACACCCACUGGGGAUAUCCGUAUGCGUGCUACGGCCCCUAUGUCUCUCCUGUCUGGUACACGCCGGGGAUCUAUGUCGGAGGAGGCUGCCCCGGUGAGAUGUCUGCUUGUGGAGCGGGGGCGAGCGGGGCUUGUGCGGGCGGGACAUGUGGAGGGACGGUUGCAUCGGGGGGAUGUGCUAGUGGUGGUGGUGGCGGCGGCUGUGGAGGAGGAGGAGGUGGUGGUGGUUGCGGAGGCGGAGGCGGAGGCGGAGGCGGAGGGUGUUGA